Molecule: messenger RNA, 1389 nt
Organism: Gossypium raimondii (Peruvian cotton)
Lineage: Eukaryota; Viridiplantae; Streptophyta; Magnoliopsida; Malvales; Malvaceae
Exons: 2
Coding region: 1-792 (263 amino acids)
Source: RefSeq, a predicted model, not a curated record
AUGGGAGUAAGGUCUCCAAUGUUGAUAAGACAUCACAAAACUGUUUGUCAAAUUGGAGGUGGCUCUCAUAGAUUGGACGCUGCAUGGGAAGGUAACCCUAUUUCGACCAAAGCUGAUAGUUCUAUUAGGAAAAAAUUAACCCUUGAACCCACACUGGAAAAUGGCUCGGAGGGGGGACCAAAGGAGGUGGCAACGGGCAAGUUUCUGGAGAAGAGCCUUCGGUUAGGGGAUAAGGUCGAGACUUGCAAACGGGAUGAUGAUAGAAUGGAUGGACGAGAACAAUCCAAUCCAGGACCGACUAUCCUCCACCACGAGGGGAACGCUGUCGAGAGGGAUAAGGAGGACUCCAAGUUGGGAACAAGCAAGGCCACAGCAAUAAGCGUUCUCUCAAGAGCGAUUUCUUCAACGGAGAAAUUCAAACGGAAACACCAAACGAAAGAAGUCACAAGCAGUGGAAGAGAGGCGCUUAGUGCCGACCCUCAUCUUGUCGCCACCUAUUUGGCCAUUUCCUCCAUGGCCCUUCGAUCCAUAGGAACAUAUGAACCAGAGAUCCUGGAGCAACGAAAGGGAGGAACAAUGGAUUAUGGAGAUUCCACAGUACCGUCUAGAGGAGGAACCUUUGGAGUUUCACCUUAUGGACCAAAAAUUCACUGCGUUCGAGUUGAGAGUGAACCUACUAAUCCAGCAGUUCCGAAUCUGAGUACGGCCUAUAAGGUUCAAGGGCAGAUCGAGCUUCAUGAACAAAGUGGAGAUGAAUCCUUGGUUCAAUCCCAACUUGAUAAGGGGCUUUGAAAGGGACCCGACACAUCCUUCUAACCAACCAUUCGAUAAUCAUAUCACUAUCAUUAGCAGGAACUGUAGGGGUGCACGGCAUGCGGACUUUGGUAAAACUGUUAGGGAUUUGGCUAGUGUUUAUAACCCUCAUUUGAUGGUUAUCACUGAAACGAGGGCUAGGGGUAUAGAUGUACCUAGGAUUUUAGCGAGCUUACCUUUUGACAGAUGGAUGGAUACUCGCACAAAUGGUUCAAAGGGGGCAUUUGGAUACUUUGGAGGUCCAAGACGAUCGACGUGGAGGAACUUUGCUCUACAGAGCAGGAGAUCCAUGCGUUGGUUAAGACCAUUAUCUCCUAGUUUGAACGUUACAAAGUAAAACACGCAUUUAGGAAGGCAAUCGCUAUGCAAACAUGCUGGCCAGACUUGGAAGCUCUGUUAUUGUUCCUUCUACUGAAUGUAUUUUGCUAUGUUUGUAUUCCUUUCGUCGACAGCUUCCGGACUAUUUAACCCCCCUUCUGCGUAACUGGGUUGAUGUUGUUUCGGGAUACCAAUUUGUGUUGAACUUUUGCAUGCUAUUAUGAUCAAAAAAUAAAAAUAAAAACCACACUUAAAUAA